UAAAGGUCACCUUGAAACGUCAAAGUGUGUCACCUUGGUGUUGCUGAGCGGACAUACAAAAAGAGAAUUUAACUUUUUUACUCUGUCAAAAUUUCGCGAAUUUUGGAUAAUUUUUCAUAAUUGCUGUGUUGAGUGAAUCAAAGUGAAGAAGUUCGAGUACGCGCUAAAAGACAUACACCAGCGUACGUGCUUCCACAUCUAUACACAUCACUACAACCGAGCGGUUGAUAGAGCGGUGGAUGCAAACGGUGCUAAAGAGUACUAAUAGUAGUGGACCAUUCUCAAACCUCGACUCAUACGCAAUUUUCAAGUGAAAUAAAUAGACCGUUGAAAUUGAAAGACGAUUUAAAAUACUCAAAGUGAAACGCUCUUUAUAAUAGUAUUGUGUGUGUGAAGUUAUCGAAUAAAUUUCUUUCAUUGUUUAUUGGAUUACGCUUGCCGCAAAGUAAAAAUCGCAAAAAUGCCAAACGAACUAAGACAACGAUUCAUUGAGCGUGGCUCCCAUAAGGGUAAGGGCCUUGCUGUCUUUACUAGUGGUGGCGACUCGCAGGGCAUGAAUGCUGCAGUGCGUGCUUGCGUACGCAUGGCCAUCUACUUAGGAUGCAAGGCCUACUUCAUUCGAGAAGGCUACCAGGGCAUGGUUGAUGGUGGUGAUAACAUCGUCGAAGCCAAUUGGGCAUCGGUUUCAUCGAUCAUCCAUCGUGGUGGUACAGUAAUUGGCUCGGCACGUUGUGCUGAAUUUCGCGAACGUGCCGGUCGCCUUAAGGCUGCAUACAAUUUGAUUCAAAAAGGUAUCUCCAACCUGGUGGUGAUCGGUGGUGAUGGGUCACUUACUGGUGCAAAUUGCUUCCGUACUGAAUGGUCUGGUUUGUUGGAUGAGUUGCUGGAGGCAAAGAAAAUCACACCAGAGCAACGUAAAAAGUUCGAUGUAUUGCAUAUUGUGGGCAUGGUGGGCUCCAUUGAUAAUGACUUUUGCGGCACUGACAUGACCAUCGGUACCGAUUCGGCUUUGCAUCGUAUCAUUGAAGCUAUCGAUGCUAUUGUGAGUACUGCCUAUUCUCAUCAACGUACUUUCAUAAUGGAGGUGAUGGGUCGUCAUUGUGGCUAUUUGGCACUUGUAGCCGGUCUUUCCAGCGAGGCUGAUUAUAUUUUCAUACCUGAAAAUCCCCCAAGAGCAGAUUGGCCCGAUAGAUUAUGUCAGCAAUUGUCGCAGGAGCGUAAUGCUGGCCAACGCUUGAAUAUUAUUAUCGUUGCUGAGGGUGCCAUCGAUCGUGAGGGCAACCCCAUCACCGCCGAGGAUGUGAAAAAGGUGGUCGUUGACAAGCUGCAGCAGGACACUCGCAUUACUGUGCUUGGUCACGUGCAGCGCGGAGGAAACCCCAGCGCUUUUGACCGUGUUUUGGGUUGUCGUAUGGGCGCUGAAGCUACGCUGGCACUUAUGGAAGCCACGCCCGAUUCGGUGCCGUGUGUUGUCUCAUUGGAUGGCAAUCAAGCAGUGCGCGUGCCGCUGAUGGAGUGCGUUGAACGUACUAAGGAAGUCGCCCAAGCGAUGGCGGAGAAGAAUUGGGAAUUGGCUGUGAAAUUGCGUGGACGCUCUUUCGAACGCAAUUUGGAAACGUACAAGAUGUUGACGCGUCUAAAGCCCCCAAAGGUCGAGAACGCAAAGGAGGGUUAUCGCAUGGCUGUUAUGCACAUUGGUGCACCCGCAUGUGGCAUGAACGCUGCCGUGCGUAGUUUUGUGCGUAACUGCAUUUACCGUGGUGACACUGUAUUUGGCGUACAUGACGGCAUUGAGGGUCUUAUUGCCGGCAAUAUCAAAGAAAUGGGCUGGUCCGACGUAACCGGUUGGGUUGGCCAAGGUGGUGCUUUCCUCGGCACCAAGCGCACACUACCGGAGGGCAAAUUUAAGGAGAUCGCCGCUCGUCUCAAGGAAUUCAAAAUCCAAGGUUUGCUUGUUAUUGGUGGUUUUGAGGCCUACCAUGCAUGUGGCCAGAUUUCCGAUCAACGUCCCAACUAUCCUGAAUUUUGUAUCCCAAUGGUGGUUGUACCAUCGACUAUCUCGAACAAUGUUCCUGGUACUGAAUUCUCGCUCGGUUGCGAUACUGGUCUAAAUGAGAUUACUGAGAUUUGUGAUCGCAUACGCCAGUCGGCACAAGGCACAAAACGCCGUGUCUUUGUGAUUGAGACAAUGGGUGGUUAUUGUGGCUACUUGGCCACUUUGGCCGGUUUAGCUGGUGGCGCUGAUGCUGCAUACAUUUAUGAAGAGAAAUUCUCCAUUAAAGAUUUGCAACAAGAUGUCUAUCAUAUGGCUUCGAAAAUGGCUGAAGGAGUACAGCGUGGUUUGAUUUUGCGCAAUGAAAAGGCCUCUGAAAACUAUAAUACUGAUUUUAUACACCGCCUUUACUCAGAAGAAGGCAAGGGACUAUUCUCAUGUCGUAUGAAUAUUUUGGGUCAUAUGCAACAGGGUGGUUCACCUACACCUUUCGACCGUAAUAUGGGCACUAAGAUGGCUGCCAAGUGCGUUGAAUGGCUGAAUGCGCAAAUCAAGAACAAUACUAAACCGGAUGGCACUGUACGCUGUGAAAGCACCGAUUCAGCUUGUCUGCUCGGUAUUGUACGCCGUCAGUACCGUUUCACACCUUUGGCGGAUUUGAUCGGUGAAACUAACUUUGAGCAACGCAUCCCGAAGACACAGUGGUGGCUUAAAUUGCGACCACUCUUGAGAAUCCUAGCAAAACAUGACUCUGCCUAUGAGGAGGAGGGUAUGUACAUUACAGUCGAAGAGGAAUGUGCUACCGAUGCAGUAGCUUAAAUAUUGGCUACACUAGAAGUCCAGUAUUGUAGCAAGCGACCAACACGCACAAGCUACACGUAUCAAACGUACGCCAGUUGCAUUAAAGUAAAAGCUACCGAAUGCGCGAAAAUUGGAGUAACAUAUUCAUGAACAAAUAAACACAAAGUAAAUCUUAAACGCAUAUGAAUACAUUUUGUUGCUUUGCGGCAACCGCGAAGUGCUUCAUUUUUAUGAUUUAAAUUAUUAUUGCAUAUUAUCAUAACAUUCACAUAAAGUUUUUAAAUUUAUUGCAUAUACAUAUGCUCGCUCCGUACUGUGAAAAAAGUAUACUUGAAAGUUGUUAACAUAUACUCAGGUGCAGGCACACUAAAAUUAAAUAUUGAACAAACCAAAAUUUAAUUGUCGCGCAAACUUGAAAAAAAAAACAUUUAGUUCUACAUCACGUUUAUAGGCUCUUGCUUUAGUAGAGUUUUAUGUAUUUCUUUUGUUUUCUAUUUAUUUGUAAAUUUAGCCUCAUACCAUUGUGGGUCAUUGUAUUAUUAUUAUUAUAAUUAUUAUUAUUAUUUUUCUUGAUUAAGUUUGCUGUCACGUUGAAAGCGAAAUAACUGAUAUUAAAUUGUGCUCGUAGUUGCAUUAGCAAAAAGUUGUAGCGAAAUUAACACAAUAUACAAGGUUGUGCCUAACGGAAGAUUUAUAAUUUUUGCAAAAUCGUAUUUGACACUUGUGAAUUAGACAGCUGCAGUAUAGAGACAGGCAAGUAAUGGAGCGCGUAAAGGUCAAAAUAGAGAUUUUCAUCACUCAAAAUCAUUUUUUUAUUUAAUAAUGUCCUUAAAAACAAAAUGGGAUGAUUAAUUUUGCGCCACCUUGUAUAUACAUAUAAAAAUGUAGUAUGUUGAGCUUUCAUUUGAGCCUCGCGCUAAAACGAGUUGUAUAAUCUAGCUUUGAAGUGCAAGAAAGUGUAAAUGUAAACGUUCGUGCAUGCAUUGCUUCUAUGUACAAUAUACACACAUACAUACAUAUUAAAUUAUUAAAAUUUAAUAGCAAUUUGUUUGUUAUCAUUGAUAUGAACGUCUUGUGCAGACUUUAAAAAAGGAUUUUGAGGCGCGCAUACCCACCGCUGCAACUAAAUAUGGCACAACUUAUCCGAUUAUGCCCAACUAUACAUACAUAUUUACCAAUAUACACACAUGAGUGUGCUCACAUACCUGCAAUAGUGAAUUAUUUAAGUGUCAGUUUUAGUGGUAGACAUCAACUCAAAAAUAAGCAUAAAACUUUAAUUUAUGUACAUCUACAUACAUACAUCUAAGAAAUAUUUAAACAAAAUCGAAUUAAACAAAUCGAAGUAACAACUACCAACACUGUCAGUAAAGCAAAACUAUACGAAAAUAAUAAAACACAUCAGACCCAA
Molecule: messenger RNA, 4202 nt
Organism: Anastrepha ludens (Mexican fruit fly)
Lineage: Eukaryota; Metazoa; Arthropoda; Insecta; Diptera; Tephritidae
Gene: Pfk
Product: ATP-dependent 6-phosphofructokinase
Exons: 11
Coding region: 461-2812 (783 amino acids)
Biological process (GO): canonical glycolysis; fructose 6-phosphate metabolic process; fructose 1,6-bisphosphate metabolic process
Cellular component (GO): 6-phosphofructokinase complex; cytoplasm
Molecular function (GO): 6-phosphofructokinase activity; ATP binding; fructose-6-phosphate binding
Source: RefSeq, a predicted model, not a curated record